Messenger RNA from Cajanus cajan (pigeon pea), 1147 nucleotides. Its product is annotated as bZIP transcription factor 53. Gene Ontology annotation, molecular function: DNA-binding transcription factor activity; transcription cis-regulatory region binding. Gene Ontology annotation, biological process: positive regulation of DNA-templated transcription. Lineage: Eukaryota; Viridiplantae; Streptophyta; Magnoliopsida; Fabales; Fabaceae. The record is from RefSeq and is a predicted model, not a curated record. Gene Ontology annotation, cellular component: nucleus.
AUCUAAUCUCCACAUCCGUGAAAAACCUUCUUCGCAUAAACCUUUUUCCUACCCCUCUCUUUGAACAUCAGUCUCCACAUUCCCCUACCCCCUCUCUCUCUUUCUGUUUAUCUCCAUAACAAACUUUCCUUCUCCCAUUUUCCUUUUCCCUUUCCUUCUUUUAUUACCAGAUCCUCUCUCUCAUCUAGGGUUUCCGGCUAUCCCUAAUUCCAAAACAAAUGUUUACGGAAUUUCUAUGACCCUCGCCAACCCCAUGCGUCGGAUCCGUCUCCUCCACUCCUUCUCCGUCGUCUUCCUCUACUGGUUCUACGUCUUCUCAUGAACUAACUCCCUCACAAUCCCCUAAUCCCUUCAAUUUUUCCCUCUUUUUUACAUUUCUCACCUCUAUAGCCAUUAAUUAGAUUUCCAAAACCCUAAUUCCCUAAUUUAGACAAAACCUUCAAAUUCCAAUUCGAUUCCGUUCAACAUGUCUUCGAUUCCGCGCCCUGCGAGUUCGGGAUCGUCGGAAGGCGGAGAUCCGGCGAUGGACGAGAGGAAGAGGAAGCGGAUGGAGUCGAACCGCCAAUCGGCGAGGAGAUCGCGGAUGAGGAAGCAGAAGCAGCUGGAAGACCUCACCGACGAAGCGAGCCGGUUGCAGGUCGCGAACGAGCGUAUGGUGCAGAGCAUAAAGGCGAAGGAGGAAGCGUACGUGGAGAUGGAAGCCGCCAACGACAUCCUCCGAGCUCAGACGACGGAGCUCGCGGACCGGUUGCGGUUCCUGAACUCCAUUCUGGAGAUCGCUGAAGAGGUUAGCGGCCUCUCCGUUGAGAUCCCGCAGAUUCCGGACCCUCUCCUGAAGCCCUGGCAGAUCCCUCACCCUAUCAUGGCGUCGCCGGACAUGUUCCUCCAUGGAAAUCAAGGCCUGUUUGCUUGACUGUUCGAUUAGGUUUUGUGUGUGUUAGGUUUGUUGAUGUUCCCUCGUGUGGUUGGUGAAUAAAGAAAGGGAACGGUGGUGUUAAUGAGUGAUAGUGUGUUGGUGUGCAUUUUGUUUUAGAUUUUUGUGUUAUGUGUAUGCAGUUCUGUUUUAUGUUUAAUGUAUUUAUCUGCUUUGUUAAAUUCUUAUAGUGGUUGCCGAUUAUGUCUUGCACUAUAUAUUACUUUUGGUUUA